AUGACAGACAAAGACCAGACCCCAGGAUCUCUUCUUUUGGCCUGGCAGGUCAAAGAUAAGCACUGCCUCGUCAUCGGCGGCGGCGACGUCGGGCUCAGCAGAGUGGAUCAUAUGAUCCGGGCCAAUGCGAAAAUCACCGUGGUCACGGGCGACAAAACUCACCCGGACUUGCUCGAAAGACACCGGGCAGGAAAAUUAUAUAGCCUCAUUCAGCGGGCCUACGAGCCGCUGGACUUAACUAUGUAUGAGACAGAGCCAUCCUUUGCUGUCGACUCGUAUAAAGACAUCACCGCGGCCCACUACGCGGCCAUCAAUGAGCUCGUUUCCAACGAGCACUUUGCAUGUGUGUGCUGCUGCAUCGAUGACCCCGUGCUCUCCGCGGCUAUCUACUACCAAUGUAAGUAUUUGCGGAUUCCUGUUAACAUCGCGGACAAGCCGCCCAUGUGCGACUUCUACUUCGGGCUGAUGUUCAACCAAGACGCGUUGCAGAUCAUGAUCAGCACCAACGGCAAGUCGCCUCGUCUCCUGAAAAUGAUCAAGGACGACAUUCUGAAGAAGUUCUCCAACAUCCGGCUCAACGAUGCGGUCGACAACUUGGGUGCCAUCCGUGCCAGGCUCCGCGAGAAGAAGGUGCCGGACACAGACCUUGCCUCCAUCGAUGCACGCAUGCUGUGGAUCAAGCUCGUGCUCGAGUUGCCCACGGGCGCCUUGGACAAGAUCAUUGAGCCGUACCCUGAAUUUCCGCCCAAAGACUAUGAGGAGUUCAAGAAGUAUAUUGCUUGA
This is a messenger RNA of Metschnikowia bicuspidata var. bicuspidata NRRL YB-4993, 783 nucleotides long. RefSeq names its product bifunctional precorrin-2 dehydrogenase/sirohydrochlorin ferrochelatase (gene MET8). The record is from RefSeq and is a predicted model, not a curated record. The coding region runs from base 1 to 783 and encodes 260 amino acids. The transcript is spliced from 2 exons. Gene Ontology annotation, molecular function: precorrin-2 dehydrogenase activity; protoporphyrin ferrochelatase activity. NCBI's taxonomy places the organism in Eukaryota, Fungi, Ascomycota, Pichiomycetes, Serinales, Metschnikowiaceae. Gene Ontology annotation, biological process: siroheme biosynthetic process.